GGGAAAGGUUCCGGAUCCACCACGACCUUGACCAGGAUAAAGCACUUACAAGGAAGUGAGUAAAUGAAAAACUAUUUAUCUGGGAGGCGAGAGAUUAUAGAAAGUGCAAAUAUGUACCAGGACCAGAAUCACGACUUCUACCAAAAUCACAUGGAAACCCACCACGUGACAAGUGUAUGUGACAGCAGUGUUAUAAAAGGCGAGUAUCUGAGACAGAAGAGCGAGAGACCAGCCGUCCUUCUACACAUAAAGAUCUCUCUACAAAGAUCUCUUCCUGCGAUCAUCUCACACCUUCUACUGAACUUCAACAUCAAGUUCCUGCAGCUUGUGGUGGAUAUCUGCUCUCCAUCACCUCACACACUCCUCACACACACUCCUCACACACUCCUCUCACACACACUCCUCUCACACACACACUCCUCUCACACACACUCCUCCACUGUGCAUCAGGAUGAAGCUCCUCGCUCUGGUGCUCCUGCUCUCCACUUUCUCCUCACUGACCCUGACGGAGGUUGUCAAUUUUAAACAAUUCUGUCCUUCAUUCUUCAUCCGAAACCCGGGAAAAAUAGGUGACAUCAUCAUCCCCACUAUCUUCCGUGGCCAUCAGUAUAAGACGAUUUGUCAGCGCUGGAAAAACACAUACAGAUUUGCCACCGUGUAUGACACUGUGAGGAGGAUCCCUGUUUACUCGGCCUACACGUUCUUAGAGCAAGGGAACACUAGCCGCAGUGAGGAAUGGAAAAUUGAACCUCAGCUUGAAGAUAUCAACGAAUAUAAAAACAAGAAAGAGAUGAUGGAUUCCCCGAGAGACCUGAAAACUGUGGGAAACAUAAUUAACCAGGCUGUGGACUUAGAUUAUGGAAAGAGUGUGUAUACUCGAGGUCAUGUGUUUCCACAUAGCUAUGCUGCUAAUCAGGAUCAAGCAAAUUCCACCUUCACUUUAACCAAUAUAGCACCACAAACACAAAACAGCAACGGGGCGUGGGAACAGCAAGUGGAGGAACCGAUGCGUACUGAAAAUAAAGAACAUUUGCAGGCUAGACCAAAAGCACCUGGCGUACAUUGUGACCGGGGUCGUUCCAGGGAAUAAUUGGAUAACGAUAACAAGAGGCGAAAACAAUUAUGAAAAAGGAAUUAAUAUCCCCAGUUAUUUUUGGAGCGCUUUCUGUUGCACCGGUAAAAAUGAUCAUAAGGAACUCAUAUCGAAGGCCUACAUCGCUGAGCUAGAGAACUUUAAAGUACUGAAGCCCUCCAUUGGCAGGCUGAAUAAACGACUCACAGACUUGUAUGGUCAGGAUUUCAGUGUGUUUCCAGGAUUAUCAGUUGAGGAAAUACAGCCUCCUUUCUAACCUGAAAUUCUCUAUUUAAAUCUAAAAAUCGCAUAAAACAGCUUCAUUUAGUUAAAAACGUAUGUAACAAGAAACAUUAAAAUGCUCUAUUAUAUUCCAUCUCAUCUUCUGAUGCAUUUUUAAUUGUACUAAAUCAAGGUGUUUAUUUACGGCUGCUUCACACUCGGACAGCGCAUGAUUUACAGAUGUUAUAUUCAGUAUAAUUACAUACACUUCUGUCUGUUAAUUAUCCUGCAGAUCUUUAAUAAA
Ictalurus punctatus (channel catfish) is the source of this 1598-nucleotide messenger RNA. Its product is annotated as endonuclease domain-containing 1 protein. The record is from RefSeq and is a predicted model, not a curated record. The transcript has 3 exons. Bases 452 to 1090 code for a protein of 212 amino acids. NCBI's taxonomy places the organism in Eukaryota, Metazoa, Chordata, Actinopteri, Siluriformes, Ictaluridae. Gene Ontology annotation, molecular function: metal ion binding; nucleic acid binding; hydrolase activity.